AUUGGCUAAAAUUGCUAAUCGAAACAAAAAAUAUUUUAUUUUAUAAAUUUAUUAAUUAAACAUGCAUUAGAUCAAGACCUGUUCAAAGGGCGGAUUAAUUAUUUAAUACUAUAACCACUAACAAUACAUCAUGGAAGGAUCGGCUCCAAAGAAAUCAACUUCCUUCGAAACAUUAGUAAUCCAGAAUAUAUCUAACGUCUCCGACUUAAAAGCUAAACUAAAUGAGAUCAUAGAUUCCGGGAAAAGCUACGAAUACGACGUCUCCUCGUGCUUGAAGACGUUGAUCAGAAAUGACGACCAAACCAUCGUGCUACUGUGCGUUCAGGCUCUAGCGGAGAUCGUCAAGUGUGAAUCUAAGCGGGAAACCUACGCGACACCUGAUAUCAUUGAGCCCAUACUGACGUUACUAAAGAAAGCGAGUACCAGCACAAACUGUGAACUGCUGAAACACUGCGUGAGAGCCCUGGGCAACUUGUGCUGCGACUGCGACAGUUCCCGGGACAUUCUGCUCGAGAAUAAUGGUAUCACAAUACUCAUUGACAUACUAAAAUCCUCUGUAGACAAUUCAAAGUUCAGCGAUAUAAAACUAUUCACGUGCAAAACAUUGCUGAACUUCUGUAUUGGUGGCAAGAAAUACUCUGAGCACCUAGUCAAAGAUGAUAUUAUUGAGUUGCUGAGGAAAAUACUAAUGGUGGAAUGUUACAAGGAUUGUAUGGAUGAGGCGGAAGUGACAACGGUGUUGCAGCUCUUGAGUGUCAUCAAUGACAAUGACCCGGAAGUGAUGUAUCCCGAAGAAGUCAACAAAACUGUACUAAAUGUACUGGAGGAGUCAACCAGCAUCGAUGUCUCAGACUUAUGUCUAGAGCUGCUCAAUUCACAAGCAGAAAAUGACUCAGUCAAAACACUGAUAGCCAAGCAGGGCGGAGUGCAGCUGGUGAGCGUGCGACUCGAGCAGCUGAUACAGCGGCUGGAGAAUGGCGGCCUGGACGUAGACACAUCAGAGAUUGAUGACGUUAUGAAGCAGGCUUGUGACUUGAUCAUUGUUGUGUUAACUGGAGAUGAGGCAAUGGAACACCUCUACCGUAAAGGCACUGGGGAGGUAUACCGGACCAUGGUGCGCUGGCUGGACUCCGACAAUCAUCAGCUCCUCACCACAGGAACACUGGCAAUUGGUAACUUUGCUAGGAAGGACGAAUACUGCCUCCAGUUAAUGGAAAACAAGAUUUUUGAUAAACUUUUAUAUAUAUUUGAAAGCUACCGCAACAACAGCAAUAUCGACGCUCGCACAGCGACGAAGGCGCAGCACGCGGCGCUCGGCGCGCUGCGGAACCUCAGCGUGCCCGCCGCCAACAAGCGCAGCGCCGCGCGCGCCGCCCCCGCGCUGCUCGCCGCGCUGCCGAGCGUCACCGACCCCCGCCUCGCCGACCAGCUGCUCGCGGCGCUGCGGCUGCUGCUCGACGGUCAAACUAGUCUCUCUCAAAUAUUCGCCCACCGCCACAACAGCAGCACGCGGCGCUCGGCGCGCUGGGGAAGUGCGGGCGAGCACCCGCGCGCCGCCGCGGAGGCGGGCCGCCUGCUCGCGCGCGCCGCUAGGCUCAUUUCACAAAACAAUUUUCAGGAGCCCGGUUGUAUAUCAUGUCUCGUCAAUAUGAUGGUGUCGCCGCACUCUAUCAUGCAGAGUGAAGCUAUUGUGGCAUUGACGUUGCUAGCAGCGGCUGGCAAUGAACCCUCAACCCCCGAGCAAGCUAAAACACCAUCGGAGCAAGGAGCAAAAACCUCACAAGAGCAGCCAGAUACAAACCAAACAAACUCAGAGGCGGAUUCAAGUCCGGAUAUAAUGGGUGCCUUACUACAAGCAGAGCUGCCGUCACACGCAGUUCUAUUACUAGACACCAACUGUGGGAAAAUGCCCGCAGAGGUUGCCCACAAUUUGGUGGCAUUGCUCGAGUUGACUGGCGCCCUAAGGCCCCAGUAUAAGGCGGCAACUUUGCCCCGCGCCCUUUCAGCUCUGCUACAAGCGCGCCCCGAUCUGAAUACGGACCUGAGAGAUCGGAUACAGCGCCUAGUUGAUACUAUUGAAGAAUCCAACUAACACUAAUCGAAAUGGUGAAAUUGAAUUGAAAAAAUAUUCAAAUUGACAAUAUUUAAACGAUUCAUUAGCUGAAUCAAACAUUGAAAGUAUAACGUCAGUCAAUUCUACAAGGAUGCAAAAUAAAAAGUAACGCUGCCAUUUUGUAAAGUGUCAAUAGACUCAAUAGUCAAUAUAGUUGGGGAGGGGAAGAGGGGAUUUCGGGACAAGUCACAAGCUCGAG
This is a messenger RNA of Aricia agestis (brown argus), 2312 nucleotides long. RefSeq names its product rap1 GTPase-GDP dissociation stimulator 1 (gene vimar). Lineage: Eukaryota; Metazoa; Arthropoda; Insecta; Lepidoptera; Lycaenidae. Gene Ontology annotation, biological process: positive regulation of GTPase activity; proton transmembrane transport. The transcript is spliced from 8 exons. The record is from RefSeq and is a predicted model, not a curated record. Gene Ontology annotation, cellular component: cytosol; vacuolar proton-transporting V-type ATPase, V1 domain. Bases 131 to 2092 code for a protein of 653 amino acids. Gene Ontology annotation, molecular function: guanyl-nucleotide exchange factor activity; proton-transporting ATPase activity, rotational mechanism; protein binding.